This is a messenger RNA of Octodon degus (degu), 4578 nucleotides long. It is a transcript of the gene Zfp3, whose product is annotated as ZFP3 zinc finger protein. Gene Ontology annotation, biological process: regulation of transcription by RNA polymerase II. Gene Ontology annotation, cellular component: nucleus. Lineage: Eukaryota; Metazoa; Chordata; Mammalia; Rodentia; Octodontidae. Gene Ontology annotation, molecular function: DNA-binding transcription activator activity, RNA polymerase II-specific; RNA polymerase II cis-regulatory region sequence-specific DNA binding. Bases 171 to 1673 code for a protein of 500 amino acids. The transcript has 2 exons. The record is from RefSeq and is a predicted model, not a curated record.
CUGUCAUGGCCGGGAGGAGGACGGCACUGGGCUCCCCAUUCCCCAGCUUGUGAGAGGAGCAGGAGCCCUAGGUCUAGGCCGGGUUCUUACGCGGGCUUGCUGUGUGACCUUGGACUUUUUGACUACACCCGGGCCUCUGUUUCCCCACUUGCACACCGAGAGAUUGUGAGAUGGGGACUGAGAACAAGGAGAUGAUUCCCAAGGAAGAAAUUUCUGAAGAAUGUCAGCCAUAUGGAUCAACAUUAGAAAAACUUCCAAAAGUGGUUUACCAAGAUCAUGAGUUUGGAGCAGCAUGUGAAGACACAUUAGAGAGACAUUUGAGAGAGUCCUCAGAAGAGAUUAUGAAGCAAUCUCAUCAGGAGAAGGACUUUACUUCAGGGUUGAUUAUCUUUAAGAAGUCACCCUCAAGUGAGAAAGACCAGAAGAAUAGUGAGAGUGAGAAAGGUUACAGCCCUAGCCCAAAUCUGGUGGCACAUCAGGGAGAUGCUGUAGCACAGAGGGUUAGUACAUUUAUUUCUGGCCAAAAAUUUAUAGAGAAUUUAGAACCUAACAAAACACAAAGGAUAUCUGUGGGAGAAAAGCCUCAUACAUGUAAAGAAUGUGGGAAAGCCUUUAAUCAAAACUCACAUCUCAUCCAGCAUAUGAGAGUUCACAGUGGAGAAAAACCCUUUGAAUGCAAAGAAUGUGGAAAGACAUUUGGAACUAACUCAAGCCUUCGAAGACAUCUAAGAAUUCAUGCUGGAGAGAAGCCCUUUGCUUGUAAUGAAUGUGGAAAGGCUUUCAUCCAGAGUUCCCAUCUUAUCCACCAUCAUAGAAUUCAUACGGGAGAGAGACCCUAUAAAUGUGAAGAAUGUGGCAAAGCUUUCAGUCAGAAUUCAGCCCUUAUUUUACACCAGAGAAUCCACACUGGAGAGAAGCCUUAUGAAUGUAAUGAAUGUGGGAAGACCUUUAGGGUUAGCUCACAACUUAUUCAGCAUCAGAGAAUUCAUACUGAAGAAAGAUAUCAUGAGUGCAAUGAGUGUGGCAAAGCCUUCAAACAUAGUUCAGGCCUUAUUAGACACCAGAAAAUCCAUACAGGAGAAAAACCCUAUCUGUGUAACGAAUGUGGGAAAGGCUUUGGUCAGAGUUCAGAGCUAAUCCGACAUCAAAGAAUUCACACAGGAGACAAACCAUAUGAAUGUAAUGAGUGUGGUAAAACUUUUGGCCAAAACUCAGAGAUUAUUAGACAUAUUAGAAUUCAUACUGGUGAGAAGCCCUAUGUAUGUAAAGAAUGUGGAAAGGCCUUUAGGGGGAAUUCAGAACUUCUUAGACAUGAGAGAAUUCACACUGGCGAAAAACCCUAUGAAUGUUUUGAGUGUGGGAAGGCUUUCAGGCGGACUUCUCACCUCAUUGUUCACCAGAGAAUCCAUACUGGAGAGAAGCCUCAUCAGUGUAAUGAGUGUGCAAGAACCUUUUGGGAUAACUCUGAGCUGCUUCUUCACCAGAAAAUUCAUAUUGGAGAGAAACCUUAUGAAUGUAAUGAGUGUGACAAAACAUUCAGCCAGCACUCCCAACUUAUCAUACAUCAGAGAAUUCACACUGGUGAGAAGCCUUAUGAAUGCCAAGAGUGUCAAAAGACCUUUAGUCGGAGCUCUCACCUCCUUCGCCAUCAGAGUGUUCACUGUAUGGAAUGACCCACAAAAGAGGAAAGCCUUUGGGGAAAGGCUGAAGUCAGACUUACUCAUGUUUUCACAGCCUGCACCUCAGGUUCUCAGAUAAAAGGACAACCUCCUCUGUUCUACUAAUUUUUAUUUCAACAGUUGGUUUAACAGGUUGAGGCACUUACGAACUACCCAUUGAGAUACUUCAGUGUACUGAGUUAAAUCAUAAAAGCUGUUUCAGGCCUUAAUUCUCUGUUCCUCUUCUUCCCUUUCCUCUCUCCCGAGUGAAUCACAUAACAUUAGGUGUCUGUACCUGCCAUCUAGCCUAAAUUGUUGCUCUUGAUAAAGAGUGGGAGAAUAGUAUUUACCACCUUAUAAGAAUUACAGAGUUGACUCAUUUAACAUUAUCCCCUGAAGUCUUAGAAAGUCAUGACCUAGAAGAUACACUUUAUUCUUCUCUCCACUGUUUAGUCUUGGAAUGAUUAAACUUCAAAAAUCUUCCAUCCCUGCUAUUAUUUCCCCUUAAAAGAUGGCAAGGUAAGGGCUGGGGAGAUGGCUUAGUGGAAUAAGUGCUUCCCUGGCAAGCCUAAGGGCCUGGAGUUCAAUUCCCGGUUCCUCCAAAAAAACCAAAAAAAAAAAAAAAAAACGACAACAAAAAGAUGGCAAGGUUAAUUAAACAGAAGCAUGGUUAUUUUCACAUGAAAGAAACUUGUCACGUGUACACUGACAAGGCAGUGUACAAGAUUGUAAGUGAAGGGCUUAGAAUCCAGAGGGACUGAUCAGUAAGUCAGGGUAUAAACAAUUGAGGCCAGUUUACUUAGCAUGACAGAAGGGAUUCCUGAGUAGCUGUAUCCACUUUAGGCUGCUCAGUGUGACUGCCAAAGGAUUGUCUAUUAACUUUGGUCCCAGGUACAGAUGUUUCAGGAGGUAGUAGAAUUGUUGCAGUUUCACUUCUGCUACAUAUCUGGCCAGAGGGAUGAGCCAGUUCAUCUAAGUGGGGCAUGACCUUGCCAAAGCACUUCAGGUCUCAUAACCUGGACCCUAUGGGUGAGAGUCCUUGCUGCUGGGUCCAGAUGUGACAGCCUCUUGGUUUGCUAGAUGGUCUUGGGUUUUCUUUCUACAACAUUCUCUUGGUCUCGCUCUCUUCUACACAUUAUCUGUUCUUUAAGGAAAUACAUCUAUUUUUCAUAUUUUCAGGGAAUGUAUGGUAGUGGGAAUUACACUGAUGAGUAUUCAGCAGAUCUGGGAUCUGGGAUCUGUUCUGAGCUGGACCUAGAACAAGGCAUUUCAACUGCUGGUCCAUAACUUUAUUUGUCAAAUGAGAGGAGUGGAACUAAAUGAUUUCUGGGGUUUCAACCAGCCAAAUAGUUACUUCUUUUUUUUCAAAGUCAAACUUAACAUAUCCUCAUUUUUCUGUUCUUUAAUGUCUAUUAACACUAAUACUGACUACUAAUAUUUAUUAUUUACUAUGUGCCAGGCACAGUGCUUAAUAGUUUACAUUUUUAUGUUCACAGUAUCUCUGUGCUGUGUGUAUUUUAGAAAGUAGCUUCAUUGAAGUAUAAUUGACAUACCAUAAAAUUACUUGUUAAAAGCAUUCAUUUGAAUAGAUUUUAGGUAAUGUACAAAGUUGUGAAACCAUCAAUGAUAUGGGAGUUUUUUCCCCCAACUUAAAAAUGAGGUAGGAUUAUCACACAGUACCUGUGAGAGGCAGGAUCCUCUUAACCACAAUGUGGUGUGGCAGGUAGGUUAAUCCAUUACUUCCUUCUUUGAAACCUUUUGCACAUUUUUUAUGACUAAUUACUACCUAGAUUUGAAUAUAGUGAGUUUAAAACCAGUCCUUGGGAACUUAACUGGUCAUGGUCUAAAUCCAUAAAGUGGGUUUAUCUCCAGUUUCAUCUGUUUGGCUGUGUAAAUGAACAGCUGAUUACAUGGAGUUUCUGCAUCCUAGGUACCUCUACCUCCUAAGUGUCAGACUCAAGAGGAGAAGCUCUUUGACUUACCUUUCCUAUUAGGGUGAUUACAAGUGGAGUAUACUUUCUCAUUUGUUUUUGCUCAAGCUCAAGCUGCCUAGACCACUGGUGGUGAACCUAUGGCAUGUGUGUGCAGCAGGCUCUUUGUAUCAUUGAAAUGUCACCUCUUCAACUUCUGUUUUUCUGUGUUCACAUAUUUUAUUUCCAUGUUCCUGAUAUAAAACUCAGUACCUCUGCAAGCUCUGUCUAAAGAAUCUACCCACAGAAACAUUCAUAAAUAAGACCUUCACUGAAGAGGUGUAAAAAUUGCAGAAGAAUUCAUGUUGUAUGUCCUGUUAGACAUUUGUUCUCAGAAGUCUCUUCUAAGCAGGGUUUUCUGUCUUUCCCUUUCAGGAUUCAGCCACCUUAGCUCCUUUUUUUUUCCUUCUCCAGUACACAACUCAUUUACCCAUACUAUCUGUACUUAGCUCAGUUACCUUAAAUCUAUCACUGCCCAGCAAAAAAGGCUGUUUAGUUAACAAUCCCCUUAUCUGAACACUAGUAAGCAACUUUUGUUGUACGUGAGCAUGUUCUUAAGAAGGAGUUCUCAUGCCAUUCUCAGGAAAACCUUCCAAAAUACAAUGCUUUCCUAAGAGGGAUUCUGGUGAGUGAAAUUAUCUCCAUCUUUUUAAGUACACUACAUACAUCCUGUAACCUCAUUCCCUUUCCUCUUUACCUGUCACUUAGGAAGAAUCUUCCUUUUUAUUGUCCUUCCCCAUCACCCUACUAUGGAGUCAUCUAGUUAUGAUUUGGAUUGAUAGUUGUAAUUUUGUGCACAUAGAAUUGCAUAGAGAAAAGGUAAUGAACUGUCUUGAUUUUAGACCCAUUAAGACAAGACUCAGUCUCAAAGUCCUAAGUACCCAGAAAUGUCCAGUUUUUGAAGCCAUGUACAUGUACAUUUUAUUUCCUUAACUUUAUAGGUAAAUAAA